AUGGACGCUAUUAAGAAGAAGAUGCAGGCCAUGAAGAUGGAGAAGGAUAGCGCCAUGGACAAGGCCGACACUUGUGAAGGCCAGUCCAAGGAUGCGAACCUUCGUGCUGACAAAGUGAAUGAAGAUGUGAGAGAUUGUCAAAAGAAAUUGACUCAGGUAGAAAGUGAUCUGGAAACAAACAAGAAUAAGUUGGAAGAGGCCAUCAAACAGUUAGAGGAUAGAGAAAAGGCACUUACUGCGGCCGAAAGUGAAGUAGCUGCUUUGAACAGGAAAGUCCAGAUGAUUGAAGAAGACCUUGAAAGAUCCGAAGAAAGGUCUCAAGCUGCUGCAUCGAAAUUGGCUGAGGCUUCUCAAGCAGCUGAUGAAUCUCAACGUAUGUGCAAAGUACUAGAAAACCGUAGCCAGCAAGACGAGGAACGUAUGGACCAAUUGACUAACCAAUUAAAGGAAGCUCGUCUCUUAGCUGAAGAUGCUGAUGGAAAGUCUGAUGAAGUUUCGAGGAAACUUGCUUUUGUUGAAGAUGAACUUGAAGUAGCAGAAGACCGUGUGAAAUCUGGAGACUCAAAAAUCAUGGAGUUGGAAGAAGAAUUGAAAGUUGUCGGAAAUAGCUUGAAAUCGUUGGAAGUUUCUGAAGAAAAGGCCAAUCAACGAGUGGAAGAGUACAAGCAUCAAAUCAAACAACUCACUGUAAAAUUAAAGGAGGCUGAAGCUCGUGCUGAAUUUGCUGAGAAGACCGUUAAGAAACUGCAGAAGGAAGUUGACAGACUUGAAGAUGAACUCGGCCUCAACAAAGACAGAUACAAGUCUUUGGCUGACGAGAUGGAUUCCACGUUUGCUGAAUUGGCUGGAUAUUAACCCUCUAGACUUAGCCACAUAUUAAAAGGAAUUUACAUUUGAAGUAAAUAAUUACCCAAUGAUUUUAUCAAAUAAUAUUACCAUCAUCAAUUCUAUUAAUAAAUCAAAAGAAUAUUAAAUUAAAUUA
Diuraphis noxia (Russian wheat aphid) is the source of this 982-nucleotide messenger RNA. RefSeq names its product tropomyosin 2 (gene Tm2). Lineage: Eukaryota; Metazoa; Arthropoda; Insecta; Hemiptera; Aphididae. The record is from RefSeq and is a predicted model, not a curated record.